This is a messenger RNA of Paramuricea clavata, 1941 nucleotides long. Lineage: Eukaryota; Metazoa; Cnidaria; Anthozoa; Malacalcyonacea; Plexauridae. The record is from the annotation of a GenBank genome assembly.
AUGAAACGUGAACAUGACAUUUCAUCCUCGUCAUCUAUUCCUCCAUCCUCUCCGUCCCCAAUCAUGUCUACAGCUAAUUUUGCUGACAGUCGACAUCCAAAUGAUUCGUGCGCGUCGGAAUUAUCCUCUUCCGUUUCAUCCUCCUCAUCCUCACGAGCUAAAUCUGCGAGACGAAGUCGCAGAACGAAAUUAUCACCGAUUAGUCAAUCUCCCAAUCAUUCCCCUAUCAUAUCCUCAACCAUUAUUCCAUCAACAAACCCUCCCUCCUUUCCUUCCCCUCCUAUCUCCCAAAUUCCUUCUACCACCGAACCCGUUCUUGAAUCAUUGGUCGCCUUAAAUGGUUGUACUGAUGUGCAAAGUGACUCCCCUACCUCACACAGCCCUGAUACUCCUAAACCUCUUGAUCCAAUGGUCGCCUUAAUUGGUUGCACUGAUGAGGAUAGAAGUCCCACCAUUACCCAUUCCCCUCCUGAUACUGAAGUUGUUAUUAAUCCUUUGGUCGCCUUUAUUGGAUGUACUGAUGAUGUAACUGCGUCACACAAUCAUGGUCCUCUUCCUACACCCUCUCCCCCUAGUGAGAACGUUCCUAACCCUGUCAUCCGUGAUCUCUCUCCUGAUGAUGAUGAUGAUGACCCUUUUGAUAUCCCCCCUCCCCUUUCUCCUCCUCGUCCCUCAUCCCAAUUCUCAUUCCUUAGCAGACCCCCUUCCCCUCCAUCUUCCCAUACAUCACCUUACUCCCUGAAUCCCUCUGCUCCUGUUUUUCAAUCAACUCAAAAUAUUUCCCUUUCACCUCCACUCGGUGCCAUUCCAUCUUCGCCCAUCAAUGGUUCCACCUCUUCUAAUGUUGAUGAUUCUAUCCCAACCAAUUCAUCACCUGAUGCCCCCACCGAAUAUUCCUCCAAAUUCAUCGAGAAAUGGUCGUCAUCUUUCACUGCCAAUUCCAGCUGGCAAGAAUUUUCUGAACAGUGUGAUCAGUUUGCUAAUGACGUCGUCUCUGAAUGUGAGAGUAAUUUCCAGAGUAAGAAGAAUGCUGUUCCCUGCCGUCCUGGUCGCCCUUCUGCUAGGCCUAUUAGUAAUAACCGGAGGCCUCUUCAAUACAACCCUAUUGGAGCCCGGAGGAUCCAGAGUCUAUACCGAAUUUCGAAGAAACGUGCGGCGAGACAAGUAAUCAGUGAUAACAAACCCUCUUACUCCGGUUCGGUGGAUGAGGCAAACGAGUUUUUCUCACGAGUAUUCAGGGAGAAAACUGUUGAUGCUGAUGCGGUGAAGAAAGGAUUGGAUGAGUUUGUUCCUUCUGGGCCGAAAGACAAUACUCUUGGUGACCCUAUUACAUCGGCAAAAGUUUCCAAGAAGCUGUGCUUCUUGUCGAACUCUGCCCCUGGCGCUGAUAGAGUUGAGUAUCGUCACCUCAAAUCUGUAGACCCUAAAGGAGUGAUCUUGUGUAACACCUAUAACCGUUGUCUCCUUGAGAAUGAUGUCCCUGUUCAGUGGAAGUCGUCUCGGACAGUUCUUAUUCAUAAGAAAGGUGAUGUUAGUGAUGUCUCUAACUUCCGACCUAUUGCACUUAUGAGCUGCAUAUAUAAGUUGUUUAUGAGUGUAAUGGCUGAGCGUUUGGUGAACUAUUCUAUUGAGAAUAACUUACUAUCAAGUUCCCAGAAGAGCGCGAGACCCACGGAAGGUUGUUAUGAGCACACAUUCAUUUUACAAUCCCUUGUCCUUGACGCCAAACGACACCAGAAAAACCUAUUGCUUGCCUGGUUAGACCUUCGAAACGCAUUUGGUAGUGUUCCUCAUGAUGUCAUUUCGGUCACCUUAUCCCAUCUUGGUGUUCCUGACUCUGUUGUGAAUCUUGUUAAGAAUGUGUAUACGAAUGCCACCACUGAAGUUCGUACACCGGCCGGUAUCACCCCUGGUAUUCCCAUCAACGCGGGUGUCAAGUAA